Messenger RNA from Drosophila innubila, 4565 nucleotides. RefSeq names its product gastrula zinc finger protein XlCGF26.1 (gene cg). Gene Ontology annotation, cellular component: nucleus. The transcript is spliced from 12 exons. Gene Ontology annotation, molecular function: RNA polymerase II cis-regulatory region sequence-specific DNA binding; DNA-binding transcription repressor activity, RNA polymerase II-specific. NCBI's taxonomy places the organism in Eukaryota, Metazoa, Arthropoda, Insecta, Diptera, Drosophilidae. The record is from RefSeq and is a predicted model, not a curated record. Gene Ontology annotation, biological process: negative regulation of transcription by RNA polymerase II. The coding region runs from base 595 to 3153 and encodes 852 amino acids.
AAAUGGCGUCAGCAGUCGAACACGAACACUAAGGAAUUUUUCAGUGGUGUCUGUGUCUGUGAAUUUAUAUUGGGGGUAAAAAAAACUGUGUGCGUUAUUUUGUUUAUAAAAUUAAUUGCAAAUACGGCACAUUAAUACACAGCGCGUACACACACACCUACACACACCAAUUCAAAAGUGCGCUUAUCAAUGAAUUGAAUUUGAGGCAGCAGCAGCUAGAGAAGCACGCCAACGCCAACGAAGUGAAUUUUUCGAGGGAACGGAAAAAAAUGGCGCCCGCCUUAGCCACAGAAGCAAGUUGACUUUCUUUUCGGUGUGUGUAGUUCGUCGCCGUACUCGUCGCUCGUUUUCGUCGCAUAUUUGUCGCGAUCAAAAAAAAAGUGAAAAAGAAAUAUUGAAAAUUACAUCAAAACGCGCGACGUUGACGAAUCGAAGGAGGCUAGUAUUUUGUACGUGAUUUUGUAUAAAUACAUACAUAUACAUAUAAUACAAAUACAAAUACAAAGCAACAGAAAAGUGCAAUUACAUUUGCGUUUGGAAAUUUUGCGCUUUUUUCUCUUUCGCCUCCCCCUUUUUCUGCUUUGCUUCAUUAUAAUGUGCGCUGCACAGAGCAAUCCGCCCUUCGGCUACGCUUGGAGUUUUGCAGACAACGGCAACCGUGCCGCAGAAUCAGUUUUGGAGAUAUCGCCAAAUAUUAACUACACUGUCGGUGGGGAAUCGAUGCCCUAUCUGUUAUCCACGGAUGGAUCAUUGGCCGUACAAAAGGAUGUUAAAGGUGCACUCACUGCCAGCAAUAAGGGCAAUCUCGUCCGUCGUAUGUUCGUGGUGAACGACACAUUUGCGCCCGGAACACAAAGAGUAAUUACCACAGGCUCCGCAUCGACGGUGGUCAAAAAACAGGACUCUGGUCAACAGGUGUUGAGCAUAAAUUCGCUCGAUAAGAACUAUCUAUUAGUCGAUCCAGCGACAGCGGCAGCGGCUGCGGCUGCAGCAGCAGGUGGUGAUCCAGCGUCAGCUGCACAUCAUCAGCAUACAUUGACAAAUGGCAGCAUUGUUGAUGCCAAAACUGGACAAACCGUAUUGACAACGAGCGCCGCAGCGGCAAAGUCGCAUUUUAGCUCAAUUGGUGCACUGCAUCUCACGCAAGAGGAGUGCAAUGAGAUUCUAAUUAAGCGCGCCAUUGCAGCCGGCCACGGUCACGGUCACCAUCAGACGCACACGCACACACUCACCGCUGGCGACGGAUCGCACCACCACCACCACCAUCAUUCGACGGCGCCAGGCGCAACACCAAGCGGUGCAACAACACUCUUAGGUGACAUACUUCCUGGUAUUUCAGUUCAAGUACAGAAAGUAAUACAAGGACUCGAAGAGAACGAGGACUCACAGGGCGACGCACCCAACUUAAAGUUGGAGCCAGGCACAUUAGAAUUGUCCCCAAAGACCGAACUACAGGAAUCAAUGCAUUUCAGCGAAACCGACGCCACCAUCAAGAAGGAGCGCCCGUACAGUUGUGACGAGUGCGGUAAAUCCUUUCUGCUCAAACAUCAUUUGACAACACACGCACGCGUGCACACAGGUGGUGAACGUCCACAUAUUUGCACCCAUUGCGGCAAGAGUUUUGCGCACAAACAUUGUCUAAAUACACAUCUACUGUUGCACUCCACCGAUCGGCCAUAUCAGUGUCAGGAGUGUAAAAAGAGUUUUACCCUUAAGCAUCAUCUGUUGACGCAUUCACGUGUCCACAGCCGGGAACGGCCAUUUGUUUGCCAGGAGUGCGGACGAUCCUUUCCCCUCAAACGUCACUUGGUGACGCACAGUAAAUUUCACGCCGGCGAACGUCCCUACGUCUGCGAGGAAUGCGGUGAAAGUUUCGCACAGGAGAAUCACCUUAUUAUGCAUUCGCGCUUUCAUGGUUCAUUGAAUCCAUUUGUCUGUGCUGAUUGCGGAGCAUCAUUUCCACGCAAGUUUCAACUGGUUAAUCACGGUCGUAUUCACGGCAAGAUUCCCCACUCCUGUACUGUUUGUGGCAAAGAAUUUCUACAGAAGCGCACACUAGUUUCCCAUAUGAGGCGCGUACAUACCGGAGAGCAGGCGCAUCCGUGCGUGAGCUGCGGCGAGGGAUUCCUCACCAAGGCGGAGCUACAUCAACAUGUGCGUGCAGCGCACAAUGGUGUCAAUCCCAAUACGAGCAGUGCCACCAUAAUAGCCAAUCAACAGCAGAUACAACAGCCACAUCAUCACCCCGGACAUCCGCAGACCAUUACCGUUGUCAGUAAUCCAUCAAACUCCACGCUGCUCACCGUCUCCACAACCGAUGCCAAUGGUGUGGCACGUCCACAAUUUGUUUGCCGCGAGUGUGGAAGCGCGUUUAAUAGCCGGGAGGCGCUUGCCUUGCACUUGAGAUUGCACACGGGCGACAAGAGUCUUAUGACGGAUCUGUGCGCUUUGACAGCCGCGCUGCCUGGUCACUUUUUGAGCACAGCCAGCCUCAAUCCAGGCACGGUGGUCACGGCCAAUCCCAAUCUGGUGGGCCAGAGUCCAGUGCCCGUACAAAUCAUAUCGUCCACCGGUCAGGUGAUGUCACAGACAACGCUGGUGCAGGCCGCCAACUCGACCCACCCGCAAGCCGUUGUCACCGCCGUGCCAACUAUGCCCAUACACGGCCAACAGCAUCUACAGCAUGUGGGCCAGCAGCAGCAGCAGCAACAGCAUGUGGUCACCGUAUCGCCGGCCAAUAAACCCAAAUCGCAUUUCUGCGCCAGCUGCGGCAAGGGAUUCGCUGCCAAGCACGGAUUAAUGCAGCACAAUCGGCGACAUCCAAACGGCGGCUGCACGGUGCGCACCCAUGUCUGCGAGUGUGGAAAGGCAUUCUUCCAAAAGAACCAUCUGAUGCUGCAUCAGCGCCAGCAUUUGGAAACAAAGCCAGCCAUAUCGCAGCAACAGGAGGCCGAUGUGCAGCAGCAGCAGCAACAACAACAGCAACAACAAGCAGCAGCUGCGGCAGCGGCAGCCGGACAACAAUCGGCACAAAUUGAAGUGCAAAUAGUACCCGGUGGACCUGGCAAGGUGAUCAAAUAUGAAAUCUGUCGCAAUGUCCUGCAGGAUGAACAGUCAGCCCAGCAGCAGCAGGGAUCCAUGCAUGCGGAAUAAAUGGGAGACAAGAGAAGAGAAGAAAUGAGAUAUGAUAUCAUCAAGAGCUGCUGACUCAUGUUUUUCUUGUUAUUUUUAAAAGGAAUUUUAUAGAUUUUCCUUAUUUUACUUGUCACUUUUAAAGAGUUUCGAUAGUUUCAAGCAUUUUUGUUCAAAAUUCAAAAUUUCAAAAUUCUUGUAAAUAAAUUUAAUGUAUAAAGCCAACGUGCAAUUAUAAUUGCUAGGCGAAAGGUUGCUCCCCCGAUACACACACACACACACACAUACAUAUGUACACCCACCCACGCACACAAAUAAAUAUAUAUAUAUAUAUAUAUAUAUAUAUAUACAUAAAUAUAACAAUAAUUGUAUGAACAGGGCAGCUUGCAGGCCUCACACACAACCACACAGCUAAAAGAGAAGAGACAAUUGAGCAUAUAAUAAAUAAGCGAUUCCCUUAGUUGUAAUAAUUAAGUUAACGUUUAGCUAUAACUUAAGAACCUAGACAACUAAAUAGUUAACUAGCAUUAUAUAAAUACAUAUAAAUAUAAAUACAUAUGUACAUCAAAUACAUUUAUACAAAAUGCAUACAAAAAUACAUUGUAACUGUAACUCCUGUUAAUUUUUGUGAUGUGUUGGUCGCAUCUAAAACAACAACCUCGAUAAGUUGCAAAAGUUUUUACCCAAUAAUUUUCAAUUAAUAUUAAUACUUUUAAACACAUACAUAAAAAGAACAUAUAUACAGAUAUAAACAAAUAUCGUCUAAUUGUAAACUAUGUAUACAUAUUAACAAAAGUAAAUAAAUAAGCAUUAAACAACUACGUUUAGCUUUAGGCAUAUUAAAUAUAAUAACAGUAAAUACAAUAAUUAUUCUAAUAUUAAAUACGUAAAUCAACAGACAGCACUCAACGACCCAACGAUCGUCUUGUAGGCGUGUUUGUGGGCGUUUGUCCAACCACUUUUCAAGAUUGUACAUAAAAAUACAAGAAAAUCAACCGAAAUUCAACAUGUUGCAUGUUGCAUCUGUAACUGGAAAUUCGCAUAAGCUAUAAGUUAAUGAAAAACAGGUCUAAAGAAAAACAAAAAGAGUAUAUUUCAAGUGUAGCCGGUUCGGUUAGACACCCACGUCGGCAUCGGAACUUGGAGUAGGUGCCUGGCACAAUAACUAAAAAUACUAUAUCUGAAUUAGAAUACAGCAGCAAAAAGGAAUGCAUAAUUAAAGGGAAAAUGAGAAAUGAAAAAAUGAAAAACAUGAAAAAUAAAUAUAUAUGUAGCUGUAAGUUACGUUAGUUGUAUAACAAAUAAUAGACAACACACAACACAUACCUACCAAAAAAUUGGGAAAAAAUUAUAAAAGAAAUAAAAAUUUGCUUAUAGAGACACACACUGUUGCAGAUCCAUCAAUCAAUGCACGCUUUUUGUGGCGAAAACCA